AUGGCUGUGUUUCGAUUAUUAGAGGCUGUUAGUGGCGGCAAAGGUGGAGGCAGCGGUUCGGCUGUCGCUGCCGGCGGCCGCUCGCAGGACGAUGGCCCAGGCGUUCGUCACCCCGUGGCGGCGUCUACCGACAAUCCGGACGGCACAAUCGGCGCCGACCAGCGCGACACAUCUAUCAGUAUGGAGCAGGAUGUGACGCCGUCGGAUGGUCUGGAUGAAGUGGACGUGAUUCGAGAAUUCUACCUGUCAAGGCUAGGCGAACUGCCGGCACGCCGCUCUGCAGGCGGCAGUCAUCCUCGUCGUAAUCGGGUCGCGGCUGGCACAGGGUCUCCGAGGACUCCACGCAACGGCGAAUCGGAUAGCCAUGUAUCGGCCAGCGACGGUGUUUCCGUUGGGGUCCAGGCAGGCGCCAGCGAUGGCAUACACCUGUCUAAUGACCAUGCGCCCGGCAUAAAUCAAGCUUUUGUGGAAAGUGUGGACGCGCUAAACGGGAAACUGGAGCAGUACUAUCGGAUGGUGAACGAAAACGGUUCUUGUCCUUCGGAGGUUUUGGGAAUAAACGAACCGUCCGGCAGGCUGGCUGACGCCAUAAAGGCAUUGGAUCGCCGUGACUAUCUGUGUCGGCAGAUUCUGGCGGUGCAACACUGCCAGCUGUUGGCGUACUACGGCGGCGGCAUGUAUGGCGCAAAUUCGCAACCCGAAACUCCUGCGUCGGCCGACCCCUAUCGUCCAGAUAGUGUGUCGAGAGGCUUUAAUAUCGCAAACCAGCAAAGUACGGAUUCACGUGAGGCAGCCGUUUCGGGCGAAGCAACCCCCUGCAAGCGCAUGGUUCGGCGGGAUAGGACCCAGUCGGAGGAAAUUGCACGCUUGCGCCGCAUGGUUGAGCUGUAUAAGAACGAGUUAUCGCGUCUAUACGACCGCUGA
Molecule: messenger RNA, 924 nt
Organism: Babesia bigemina
Lineage: Eukaryota; Apicomplexa; Aconoidasida; Piroplasmida; Babesiidae
Exons: 2
Coding region: 1-924 (307 amino acids)
Source: RefSeq, a predicted model, not a curated record